Molecule: messenger RNA, 738 nt
Organism: Penicillium psychrosexuale
Lineage: Eukaryota; Fungi; Ascomycota; Eurotiomycetes; Eurotiales; Aspergillaceae
Product: alpha/beta hydrolase
Exons: 2
Coding region: 1-738 (245 amino acids)
Source: RefSeq, a predicted model, not a curated record
AUGGAAAUGGAUAAACCGACUUUCGUCUUCUCGCUCGGUGCUUGGGUUACUCCCAUCGUCUUCGACGCCGUGCAUGACCGUCUAAACACCCUCGGUUAUCCUUCUGAGUGCCCCGCGCAUCCCUCUAUCGGCGCUGAGCCUCCUUCUUUGACACUAGAAGACGACGUUGUCUCGCUGCGUAGAGUGUUAACGACUCUAGCAGACGAGGGAAAGGACAUUGUUGUUGUGGCACACUCCUACGGGCGCGUUGUGGCCUCCACAGCUAGCGAGGGUCUAGUGAAGCAUGUUCGCGCGGAGAGUGGCAAGCCUGGUGGCGUCGUGAAGGUUGUUUACCUGGCUGCCUUUGCGCUGGACAAAGGACAGAGCUUGCUGGGCAUGCUGGGAGGAGCCUAUUUACCCUGGAUGAAGGUCGAGGGCGACUACGUUCACGUCGACGGCAUCGACAACGUUGGCUGGCAGGACCUGACCGUCGAGCAGCGGGAGAAAUGGAAUCGCACGACAGCGCACACCUCACGUGCGGUCUUCUCGGGUGAAGCCACUUAUGAGCCGUGGCGCGAUAUCCCCUGCUCCUACAUCAUCUGCGAGCAGGAUCAGGCCUUGCCGCCAGCGCUCCAGGAGUUCUUCGCCUCGAAAAUGGAUGCGCCGGGCACUACCUACCGCCUGCCGAGCUCGCAUUCCCCGUUCUUGAGUAUGCCCGAUCGGCUGGUGGAUGUUCUGGGAAAGAUAGUGAAGGUGUGA